Molecule: messenger RNA, 997 nt
Organism: Suricata suricatta (meerkat)
Lineage: Eukaryota; Metazoa; Chordata; Mammalia; Carnivora; Herpestidae
Gene: RMP24
Product: chromosome 14 C18orf21 homolog
Exons: 5
Coding region: 102-746 (214 amino acids)
Source: RefSeq, a predicted model, not a curated record
GGGAGCUUGGCUUCCGAGGGCAAAGUCCGGCGAGCUGGUAAACCGGCUUCCGGAGUCUGCUGUUGUCUCCCGGGCUUAGCGGCGUGGGGUCGGCGGUAGGGAUGAGGCAGAAGCACUACCUUGAGGCUGCGGCGCGGCAACUACACGAGAGCUGUCCGGCCCAGGCUCGCUAUCUCCUCUGGGCCUACAGUUCGUCACACGAUGCUAACAGCACUUUUGAAGGAACAUGUCCAUACUGUUUCCAGUUGCUGGUCUUGGAUAAUUCUCGAGUGCGCCUCAAACCCAAACCCAAACUGACCCCCAAAAUACAGAAACUUCUUAACCGAGAGGCAAGAAAUUGUACACUUAGUUUUAAAGAAGCAAAAAUUGUGAAAAAAUACAAAGACUCCAAAAGCGUAUUGUUGAUUACUUGUAAAACAUGCAACAGAACAGUUACACAUCAUGGUAAAAGCAGAAGCUUUCUGUCCGCACUGAAGAGCAGUCCUACCACUCCUACGACUACCCUGAAGACACCAGAGAGAAGGACUCCAACUUCUACAAACCUGAGUCAUAUGUGUGGCUCCAAAGGCAAGAGCCCAGCCUUUGUAUUCAGGACACCGACAUCUGGACAGUCAACACCCACUUGCUCCUCAAAGAGCGUGAGCAAAACUAAGAAACACUUCUCUCAAUUAAAAAUGUUGCUUAGUCAGAGUGAAUCCCAAAAUAAUUCAAAGGUGGACUUCAGAAGUUUCUUACUGUCUUUGUAAAGGAUAGGCUGUGAAAAAUAAAUGUUUGAUGCAACUCUGAAACUAAAGUUAGUCAGAAAAACAUCUCUUUUUAAAACUUUAAUUAUUGAAAUACAUGGAAACUAGGGUCCAAGAGCAAACUUCUCUGGGAUUUUUCAGUACUGAUGGAGAAAAUACUUCAUUAAAAUGAAUAACUGAAACCUGUCUACCUUACAGGGUGGUUGUGAGGAUCAAAAAUAAAUUAAAGGUCCUUGUAAAUAGCAAAGAUAUUA